AUUUACGCUGGGCGUUAUCAGUUGAGCUGCGCUCACAUAAUUAUCUGCUUUGGACAUGUCCGUCUACAACCACAACAACUUCAAUGACCUGCGCCCCUUCGGUGACGAUGGUUCCGGUCCAGCUUACAACGACAAUCCUUCUGAGGAGUUCGACUUUAACAAUUACUACCCAGCCGCUGGCGGCUCCAACGCGCUUCCUUCCUCGCGUCAGGACAAUGGUACUGCUGGUCAGUAUCCCGACGGAGACUCAAAUCGAUUCUCUCCUCGCGAUCACGACAAUCUUGACCUCUACCGAGAUGAUUCACUCCAAUCUCCCGAGGCUGGUCCCAGCAACGUUUGCUCCUCAUCAGCUCAACCCUGCCAAAGCAGUCCUCGCGGCGACCCCUCCACCGUGCCAAGCAGCCCGACCAGCCCCAGGCAGGAGCUCAGCGCGCGCGCCCGUCGUGUCUACGACAAGUUGCCGGAGCACAGGAAAGAGACUGUCGGCUGGCACCCUCAGCUCAAUCGCAUGCUUUCAGACCACCCUCACUUCAUCCCUACUUUCAACUUCGACUCCGCCAUGAGCAUGACCGCGAGGGACGUGGUGAAUCCCGUUGCUGGCGAGUUUCCUGCUGCAGUCGUCAUGGAUGACGAACUUGCAGAGCUUCGACUUUACUAUGAGCAGUGGGUUGAUUUCAACACCCUCACUGUCGAGCAGCUAGCUGGUCUCGGGCACGGCUUUCUCGACCAGCUCGCGGCGGAACCAAAGAUCGUCAACCUCCUUGAGCAGUACCGCUACGAGCCUCUUGUCGCUGGCGAGACCAUCGAGCAAAUUCUCCCAAACGUGGGCAAGUCGCUCAACGAGGCCCCCGGCUUGCUCGAUUACUACCAGAUUCCUCUCCGCAAGGGCGAAGACGAAGGCGAGUCCGACGAAGAGGACGCCGAGAUGGGCGACGAAGAAGAAGGAGAAGACGCCGAGGACUCCAAGGACAAAGGCAAGAAGAGCGAGCGCAAGUACCUCCCGCGCCGCGUCCAAUACCGCCCCUACCGCUACAUGUUCAAGUCCUCCGCCGAAGCGCGCGCGCACCGCACCAAAGUGCGGCACCCGGCCAAAAUCGCAAAGGACAUCGAGCGCGUCGAGCAAUACGGACGGUACUACUGGACACGCCGGAUCUACGAGUCCAUAAUCAACGUCGACCUGAUCUUCGACAACAAAACCUCCGUCAUCGCGACCAACUUCAGCAAACUGCACCACUUCGACGAAGACGACCUGGAAGCGACCGCGCACCACAUCUUCGACGAGUGCAUCACCGUCCACCGCAAGGGCUGGGUCGGGCACGACUACAACCGGCACGACUACAAGCGCGGCAAGUGCAAGGACGUGUUCGCCGACAGCGUCGAGGGCCGCCUCGAGCGCAUCUGCGGCAUCCUCAAGCACAGCAAGGCCAUCGCCAACGACUGCAUCGUCGGCGGCAACGACCUGCUCAUGCAGACCGUGGACAACCCCAUCCACCGCGCGUCGACCAAGACGGCCAACAACAAGGGCAACAUGGAGCGCGCGGAGCGCCUGAGGAAGCAGGAGACGGAUCGCCAGCGGGAGAAGAGGCUUGCGCGGGAGGCGGCGCAGGCCCAGAAGAAGGAACAGAAGCGCAUCGAGAAGGAGAAGAAGGAGGCGGAGAAGCAGGCGGAGAAGGACCGCAAGGCUGCGGAGCGGAAGGCGGAGCAGGAGAGGAAGGCGACGCAGCGGGAGGCGGAGAGGCAGAGGAAGGCGGCCGAGCGGGAGCACGAGAAGCAGCGAAAGGCCGCUGAGAGGGCGCAAGCUGCUGCUGAUCGCAGGAGGCGUUAGGUGGGAGCUUGGUUGGAGAUGGGGUGGCCAUGUUGAGAUUGGUCCGCUUGAGGGAGAGCAGUUUUGCACUCGUUGGUCGGUCGCCAUCGUUUGACGGCAAUGAGCUUGUCCCUGGUGGAUACGUAUCUCAGUCAUCACAGGUGCUUCAUGAGGUGCUUCUGGCAUUACUACUUCGUCGAGAGCAGAGUAAGAAUCAAAAUAUCAAAACCCAGUCU
This is a messenger RNA of Paraphaeosphaeria sporulosa, 2040 nucleotides long. RefSeq lists its product as uncharacterized. Bases 56 to 1825 code for a protein of 589 amino acids. The transcript is spliced from 2 exons. NCBI's taxonomy places the organism in Eukaryota, Fungi, Ascomycota, Dothideomycetes, Pleosporales, Didymosphaeriaceae. The record is from RefSeq and is a predicted model, not a curated record.